Messenger RNA from Pelodiscus sinensis (Chinese soft-shelled turtle), 2304 nucleotides. RefSeq names its product popeye domain cAMP effector 2 (gene POPDC2). The record is from RefSeq and is a predicted model, not a curated record. Gene Ontology annotation, molecular function: cAMP binding. NCBI's taxonomy places the organism in Eukaryota, Metazoa, Chordata, Testudines, Trionychidae. Gene Ontology annotation, cellular component: sarcolemma. Gene Ontology annotation, biological process: heart development; striated muscle cell differentiation; regulation of membrane potential.
UUUUGUAUGACAAUACAUCUGUAAAGUGGGACGGACAGGAGGGUGGGGGAAGGGAAAGGAUGAUCAGAAACAGUACCCCUUGGGACCAGUCGCUUUUCCAGCCCCCUUUAUGUGAGGGCUGGAAACAAGGUCCUGAGGGAGCAGCCUAUCACCUGGGCAAUUGCAUCCUCCUCCUAGGUUACAUGGGGGGAAGUGGGAUCUUUGGCUCCAUCUAUAUCUUCAGUCUUUUGGCCGCUGGCUAUUUCUGCUAUGCUCUGUGGGGCUGGCUGGAAGCUUGUGGACUAGACAUCUUCAUCUGGAACAUGCUGCUGGUCAUGGCCUGCUUGCUUCAGCUGGCUCAUCUGAUUUACCGGCUCCGCAAAGACACCUUCUUGGAAGAGUUUGACCUUCUCUACAAGACCCUCUGCCAGCCCUUGCAGGUGCCCUUUGAGGUCUACAAAGAGAUUGUGAAAUGCUGUGAAGAGCAAGUCCUGUCACUAUCCAGAGACCAGAAUUACGCUGUGGAGGGCAAAACACCCAUCAACCGCCUGUCUCUGCUGCUCUCUGGCAGGGUCAGAGUGAGCCAGGAUGGACAGUUUCUGCACUAUGUCUUCCCCUACCAGUUCCUUGACUCCCCGGAGUGGGAGUCACUGCGACCUUCCGAGGAGGGAACGUUCCAGGUGACAUUGACAGCAGAGACUGACUGUAGUUAUAUCUCCUGGCCCCGGAGAAAACUCUACCUCCUUCUGGCAAAAGAUCGCUAUAUCGCCCGCCUCUUCUCGGCCUUCCUUGGCUACGACAUCUCGGAGAAGCUGUACGCCCUCAACGAUAAGCUCUUCGCUAAGUUCGGCCUGCGCUUUGACAUCCGCUUACCUAGCCUCUAUCACGUCCUGGGACCCGCCUCCUCAGAGGCUGAGGUAGAGAAGCUGCUGGAAGAGUGUGAGGAGCGGACCGUGCCCCAUCAUCUGAUGCCCACCUUUGUCCAGACAGCGGCCUCAGCCCCUCUUCCUCCUGCUGCGCACCCCAAGGUGUCCUGGCCUGACAGUGCCCUGCUGGGUGAGGACUCUACCAGUCUUGUGUUGGAAGAUUUUGCUGAGUUGUCGGGGUCUUUUAUGGACUAUGUGAGCGAAGGGGAGUAUAUGAAGUGAGGGCACUUCUAACAUGGGCACACGUCACCCUGUGUGGGAUCCCCAUCUUCUGGAAGCCUUAUCCGGAGUUACCCCUGUGCUCUCUUCAAAGGACGAGCCCCUCUGGCUCCCACCCAGACCCCAGAACUCUAGGGAACAAGAAUCGGUUUUGAUCAGGAAGACCCACACAAGUGUAUGCUCACACACCUCCAGCCAGAGGGACACUCAUUGACACACAUUUACAUAUGCACUCAACACCCCCUGCCAGCACACCCAGUAUACGCAUGAGACUGAAGUGUGCUGGCUGGACCCCUUGCACAACACAUUCUAUCACCUUCCGUGGCACAUGGGAUGUCUGGGUGUUCCUUUUUGUAGUCUGGUCUUUCACCCCGAUGGUCUGUUAACAACUCUGUUGUCAGCUCCAUUAAACUUGUUGGAAAGACAGCAAUGUUAGUCCAUUGUGUGUUUGGAUUUGAUGGCAGCAAUUAGAGUGAUGAUUCUCUAGAGUGUUCAGUGACUUGGAGCGAGAAACUGAUAUUCAGAGGAUUUCACAUGAGCUCUAGAAGCAGGGAAAUGGCACUGCAGAAAGGCUCAGAGUAUUUGUGUAUAUUAAAGGUGUGUGGAGUUUAGGUACGGGAUUAAUGCUAAUGAUACACAUGGCAUCCAUUCCUAUCUGGCUUAAAUACCAUGUCCAGGAUUUAAUGCUUUUCACUUAGGAUAACCAGAGCUACGUAAUGAUGUAUGUACCAGUUUCCGAUGUUGGGAAAAGAUACCAUAAGGUUUUUUUUCAAUCCACUUAGAAUAAGGAGGAAGAGAAGAAUCAGGACUGGAUUUCUGUGCCCAUGUGAGCUGGAUCCCAGGGUUAGCCUUGAGAAAGGGAAAGGACUUAGCCUGGCUUUCUGUGCCCCUCUGGAAAGGAAUGUAGGUACAUCUCCUUGGAAGGAGAAGCAGAAUGGGAUUUUUGUGGACUCGGGGUGUCUCCACUGAGGUAGAGAUGAAGAGAAGGAACAGUCAGGUCUGAGCCCUUACAAAAGGAGCUGGGAGAUCAGGAUAAGGAAGAUGCCAUAUUUUAGUUAAAAUCAAUAUGGAGAUGGUAGGCAACUUACAAAUACAGCAGCAAUGGUAUUUCCGCUGCAAGCUUACCCAGAGGUUCCAUCAGUGGGGGUGUGCAGAGUGUGAUAAUAGUAUUAGUCACCAG